Molecule: messenger RNA, 4990 nt
Organism: Phyllopteryx taeniolatus (common seadragon)
Lineage: Eukaryota; Metazoa; Chordata; Actinopteri; Syngnathiformes; Syngnathidae
Gene: gnl1
Product: guanine nucleotide binding protein-like 1
Exons: 12
Coding region: 144-1970 (608 amino acids)
Molecular function (GO): GTPase activity; GTP binding
Source: RefSeq, a predicted model, not a curated record
UCGCCCGACUUUCUCCGCAGUCUGCAGUGAAACAUGGCGUCACUGGAAAGUACACAGCUACGGAGUCUAGAAACUUCACCUCAGUAAAAACAAUAAACCACACGAGCGACUGAAGACGACACUGAACAACACAACUUCUAGACAUGCCCCGGAAAAAGCCAUUUAGCAACAAGCAGAAGAAGAAACAGCUGCAAGUCAAACGGGAGCGAAAGCGAGGUGACACGGGCUCAGGGCCAAGUAGCCGGAAUGCUAGCGUGGAGCGAGGGGGAAAUAGGCAGUCAGACACGUCAGAUAGCGAGACCACCGACAUCCGCAGGAUAAACCAGCAGCCCUCCGGCCGAGAUGGCAGGCAUGAUCCCAAUAGGUUUCGUCUUCACUUUGAAAAGGAAAGCAAAGAGGAAGUGGAGAAGCGGAAGAAGAUGGCCCAGGACAAGAUCCUGCUACCUGUCUCAGACAAACAACUGGAGAUCGGCAUCGAGGACAUCUACCCACCAGAAAGAGGCCUAGGUUUCCCACGACGGCCGCCCUGGAACUACGAAAUGAGCCGAGCAGACUUGCUGAGGAAAGAGGAGAAGUCGUACAAGCAGUACCUGGAUGACAUGCAUUCCAGAAAUCCACCUGGAUCCCUCAGCCAUUUUGAGCACAACCUAGAGACAUGGAGGCAGCUGUGGCGAGUGUUAGAGAUGUCAGACGUCGUCCUGCUCAUCGUGGACAUCAGGCACCCGGUGUUGCAGUUCCCCCCCGAGGUAUACCGCUACAUUACCAACGAGCUCAAGAAGCACGUGGUGCUGGUGCUGAAUAAAGUGGACCUGUGUCCGCCCCCGCUCGUGAUCGCAUGGAAACACUACAUGACCUCACACUUCCCGCAGCUGCAUAUCGUCUGCUUCACCUCCCACCGGGGACAGGCCUACAGCACAGUACUCCAGAAAAAGCGCAUGAGGCGGAAGGCUGACUGGAGUCACGCUGGAGGUCCCACAGAGAUCCUGAAGGCCUGUCAAGAGAUCACAGCAGGACGAGUCGACCUGUCCAGCUGGGAGCAGAAGAUCCAGGCAAACGCUGCUGCAGACCAACAGGACGGCGAGGGGCUGGACGAUGAGGCCGAGUCGGUGUUGGUGGAGCAUCAGAGCGAUAGCGCCCUGGAGAUGAGUAACCCAAGGCACGAGCUCUACAAGGAUGGCAUUCUCACUCUCGGUUGCAUUGGCUUCCCAAAUGUUGGCAAGUCAUCCGUUAUCAAUAGCCUAGUUGGCAGGAAGGUGGUGAGUGUGUCACGGACCCCAGGCCACACCAAAUACUUCCAGACCUACUACCUCACCCCCACCGUCAAACUCUGCGACUGCCCCGGCCUCGUCUUCCCCUCCUGUGUGGAUAAACAGUUACAGAUUCUGGCCGGCAUUUACCCGGUGUCACAGCUGCAGGAGCCCUACAGCUCUGUGGGUUAUCUGUGCGAGAGGACCCCCUACCUCUCAGUACUGAAGCUCAAACAUCCUAAUUUAGAAGACGUUAACACCCAGCAAGGAGACCAAGUUUCAGUGGAGUCCCCCUGGACUGCCUGGGAUGUUUGCGAGGCAUGGGCUGAGAGGAGAGGCUACAAGACUGCAAAAGCGGCCCGUAAUGACGUCUACCGGGCGGCUAACAGCCUCCUGAGGUUAGCCACUGACGGCCGCCUGUGCCUUUGCCUCAGACCACGUGGCUACAGCUGCUUGCGAGAGCACUGGGAAAGUCACACCGACAUCCUGGAGAUCCUGGCCCUGCAAGGACGCACAUCGGAGGAGGACGCCACGGGAAAGAGGGACGACGAAGAGGACGGCGAGUCCAGCACCGAGCCCGAGGAAGAGAGAGACAGGGACGCGGACGACGACGACGACGGUGACGAAGAUGAGGGCUUUAGAAAGCCUAGGCAAAAGGAAGAGACGACAUCCAGCUUGGCCAUCAACAUGUUUCAUGUCCUCCGGGAGAAUGAAUGUGAGUGAAGGGAAGAACUUAUCCUGAUGUUUCCCGCUCGAACUCUUUCAUUCGUGUUUCUUCUCCCCCGGCCGGCCCCUCAAGAUGCAUUCCUUCUCGUGUGGUGACCCUUUCCAAUAUAUUAUAGGUACGAUAAGGCUGCCAUGAUUAGUUUUUUUAUUUUUAUUUCUCAGAACUCUUAAGCAAGAUUGUCACCUGAGGAGGCAAGUCAGCAUGCCUGCUGAUUAUACCAUGAGAUCUCAUGGCUCCUGUACUUCAACAAAGCCACUAAAUGGCAUAACGCAUAAUACUGAACAAAACCACCUAUGGGCUUCUCAUCUCAAUUAUUUCAUUAAUACAUAUUGCAUAAGGUAUUCUGUAUGGUAGCCAAAGCUCAACGAAUCAUAUUGAAAGGGAAAAAAAACAUAAUUUCCUGAUGUUUGCACACUUGCGCCCCUAAUAGAGAACAUAUUUUUCUAUUCCAUGGUGUGCCUCAGCUCUGCCCGUUCAUGCACAAAGCUUUCUUCUUGAUGUCAGGCAGCGGGUGUGUGUUAGUUUUUUUUUUUGCAUGUUUUCUCAGAGGAAAGGGGAAAAAAACUUCAAUCAGUCUGUUUCAGGGAUGGGCAUCAUAAUCGAUUGUGUCUCGAAACCGUUGAGGUAAAAUGGAGUGGAGUACUUGGCUGGGGUCAGCAGACGCACUGUUGAUUCAGUCUCAACUGCUUUGCUGUCUAAAACGGGGUACAUGCAUACCAACAAUCGGGGCAAAUUUGAGCGUUUUUCUCUCCCCGUAAAAUUAGCAAAGGCCAGAUUGUUGGAUGUCUCUAAAAGUUAAUUCUGUGGUGUGUUAAGAAUGAUUAUUUUUUUUUCGCCUCUUGGAUCUGCUCGGACAAUUGGUCGAGGUCGACAAUCGUAAAUGUUAAACCUGUUCAAUAAUUCCUAUCGCAAAUCAUUAUGAGACGUGGUGUGCUUUGUUGGUCGUCUCGUGUGCAUCACACACUGUAAGAACUCAUUUGAGUUUUUUUACAUCGGUGCAGACUUAUCCGACCUAAUCCACAUCUUAAUACUACCACUAUCAAGUAGCAAUUAUAGAACCAAUAAAUACUAUCAAAAAUGCAAUACAGUGAGAGGAAGAAGUAUGUGAACCCUUUGGAAUUUCUUGGAAUCUUGCUCAACUACAACAGUUGUGCAAAAAGGAAUGAUCCAAAAUGUAUCCUGAUCAUUGUGCAUGUCUGAUCUGCAACUACAGGAAACGUUUGGUUGAGGUUAUUGCAGCCAAAAGAGGGUAAACCAGUUUUUAAAUUCAAGUGUCCACUUACUUUUUUCCUCCCUGUGCUGUGAAUGUUUGUUAUGCUCUAUAAAAAUAUAAAUAUGGAAUGUAAUUCUUCGUGUGGUAUUAGUUUAAGCAGAAUGUUUAUUCUUGUGAUUUAGAUGAUCAGACAACAUUUUAUAAUCAACUUGGGCAGAUAUGUAAGAAAUUACAACGUUUCACAAUUUUUCCUCCCACUGAGUGAACUGUGCCACAUGAAUCAUCUGGAGCCAUUCAGAAUCCAUUUUUAUCUAGUAACAUGACAAAAGACAGAGAUGCUCAAUAUUACAAGUAUUAAUGUGUGAAGAUUGCUACAAACGUGUUUUGCUAGUCGAAAUUGACCAAUCAAUUAGGACGGGAAAGUGUUGAGGUGAAUUUUAAAUCUGAUUGGUUUAAAUAAACAGUCCCAUUGCUAAUAUAGUUACCUGUCCCGCGCUACUGAUUCUGAACACCCCGGAAGCUGAAAUAUGAUUGGACAAAAAAGCUCAACAUGAACUGGAAGCAGCGCAGCCAAGAGAAACACUAUGAAAUGAAGUGAAUAGACUCUUGAGAAUAAAGCGAUACAAUUUCAUGGAACAAAUAUUAGAAUUUAUGUGGUAACUGUAGGUCAGUGCUUUUUAUGGUGUUUAGGCCAACAGAGAAGGCCUGUUAAGAUGUGAAACAACGGUAUGUGUGUACCCUGUUUCAAGAAGGACAGCCUGACCUCAUCUAUUGGGAAGUUGAACUUCAGCCACACCAUGGCACAAAUUGCUCUAGGCAGGAUUAUUCCACCCAAUAUGACAUGGAAACUAGAGUUCAAAACAUUUGGAUAUAUUUUUACGACCUCCAUUAAGUAACAAUAGUUAAAGGAAUUGCCCAUCCCUCGUGUUUCCAAUCAAUACUGUCAUGUGACCUCGCAGCUGAGAUGCCAAAUGCACAAAUUCGAAGCGCCGCCUGUAAAACUGUCAGUCACGGGACACGAGCAUCAUUUCACACUCAGGUCAGCAGAAACCAGUACAGUAUUACCAGCUCGAUGUUCAAUUUUCUGAUGAUUAAGGAGAGUAUAGUGUUUCUGACAGUGCUGUAUUCGUUGGUGUGGUUUUGAGUUAUGGCGCUUCUCAAUGGGGAUUGAAACCUGUAGUGUUUUAACUACUUGGCUACACAAUCACGUUUUAAUGGGAGUAUGUGGUGGUGUUCACUCCAACAAAGCAAUUGAACUUUUUGGUUUUUGAGAGAGAUGUUCUUUAAUCACAGUGUGGGGGGGGGAAUGUUAUCACAUUUGCCGACUCGGUCCAGAGCAAACAAAACUCCAUCUCUGAGAGUUAUUUUACCACAAACGUCCACAUGUUCCUUUAACCGCACAGGAGGAGGCGAACAAGAUUACGGCUUCCAUAUGUCCUGCCAUGAUAAGCAGCUGGUGUAUUAUGUCAUCAAACCCGACUUUGGCGUUACCCCGUGCUUAUCUUGUCAUGUUGUUUGCCCGAGACAAACUUCCUCUCCAUCUCCUGCAUUGUCUCACUCUUCUCAGCAUUAUAAAAGCUGACUUUUUAAGUUCUGUGUCCACCUCUCUCCAUUGCUGUUUAUCAUUUGGUACAGACAUAUAUUUUUAAAUAAAAUCCUUUUAUUUACUUGUGACACAGGAAGCUUAUAAAGUGUUAAAGGCUGGCUGUGUGUUCAUGAUGAUGCCUGCCGUAGUCCUUUUGUUCCAGAAUGUCUUAAAUAGACUGCUUUCGGCAAUAAAAAAAAGAAAAGUCCUGCAAGCCA